CAGUGCGCCUCCAGCAGCUCGUCCGAGCGCGCGGUUACAAUGCGCCUCUCCAUCGGUCCGAACCAGAGCCAGCGUCAGAACCGAGCAGCACACACCCCGCCUCCGCAACAGGAUGCCCGGCGGAAAGAGGGGACUGGUGGCGCCGCAGAACACUUUUCUGGAGAACAUCGUCCGGCGUUCAAGUGAGACCAGCUUUCUCCUGGGAAACGCCCAGAUCGUGGAGUGGCCUGUCGUCUACAGCAAUGAUGGAUUCUGUAAGCUGUCUGGUUUCCACAGAGCUGAGGUGAUGCAGAAGAGCAGCACAUGCAGUUUUAUGUACGGAGAGCUGACAGACAAGAAGACCAUCGAUAAAGUCAGGCAGGCGUUUGACAACUAUGAGUCCGACUGCUUUGAAAUCCUGCUGUACAGGAAGAACAGAAGUCCGGUCUGGUUCUACAUGCAGGUAGCUCCUAUCAGGAAUGAGAAUGACAAAGUGGUUCUGUUCCUCUGCACCUUUAAAGACAUAACCCUCUUCAAGCAGCCCAUUGAAGAUGAAACCACCAAAGGAUGGACAAAAUUAGCACGACUCACUCGGGUGCUAACCAACAACCGCAACACGCUGCAGCAGCUGGCUCCUAUCAGCAAACACGAAGUCAGCCACAAACAGUCGCGACUGGCAGAGGUUCUACAGCUGAACUCCGACAUCCUUCCACAGUACAAACAGGAAGCUCCAAAGACGCCGCCUCACAUCAUCCUUCAUUACUGCACCUUUAAGACCACCUGGGACUGGGUCAUCCUCAUCCUCACCUUCUACACGGCCAUUAUGGUGCCCUACAACGUCUCCUUCAAGACGAAGCAGAACAAUAUCGUCUGGCUGGUGCUGGACAGCGUGGUGGAUGUCAUCUUCCUGGUGGACAUCGUUCUCAACUUCCACACCACCUUUGUGGGUCCAGGUGGAGAAGUGAUCUCUGAUCCCAAACUCAUCCGCAUGAACUACCUGAAGACCUGGUUUGUCAUUGAUCUGCUGUCCUGCCUGCCUUAUGACAUCAUCAACGCCUUUGAGAACGUGGAUGAGGGCAUCAGCAGUUUGUUCAGCUCUCUGAAGGUGGUCCGCCUUCUCCGUCUUGGUCGAGUGGCCAGAAAACUGGACCACUAUCUGGAGUACGGUGCAGCGGUUCUGGUCCUGUUGGUCUGCGUUUUUGGACUGGUGGCCCACUGGUUGGCCUGCAUCUGGUACAGUAUUGGAGAUUAUGAGGUCAUCGAUGAGGUCACCAACACCAUCAAGAUGGACAGCUGGCUCUACCAGCUGGCUCUCAGCAUCGGAUCUCCGUACCGAUACAACGCCAGUGGCUCGGGCCGCUGGGAGGGCGGACCUGGCAAAGACUCGCUCUACAUCACCUCUUUGUAUUUCACCAUGACCAGCCUGACCACCAUCGGCUUUGGCAACAUCGCCCCCACCACGGAUGGAGAGAAGAUCUUCUCUGUGGCCAUGAUGAUGGUGGGAUCUCUUCUUUACGCCACCAUCUUUGGAAACGUGACAACCAUCUUCCAGCAGAUGUAUGCCAACACCAACCGCUACCAUGAGAUGCUCAACAAUGUCAGGGACUUCCUGAAGCUCUACCAGGUUCCCAAGGGCCUCAGUGAGCGGGUCAUGGACUACAUUGUCUCCACCUGGUCCAUGUCCAAAGGCAUCGAUACGGAGAGGGUCUUGUCUAUUUGUCCUAAAGACAUGCGGGCUGACAUUUGUGUCCACCUCAACAGGAAGGUGUUCAAUGAACAUCCAGCCUUCAGGUUGGCCAGCGACGGCUGCCUGCGCUCUCUGGCUGUGGAGUUCCAGACCAUCCACUGUGCACCAGGGGACCUGAUCUACCACUCUGGGGAGAGCGUUGACACCCUCUGCUUCGUGGUAUCUGGGUCCCUGGAGGUCAUCCAGGACGACGAGGUGAUCGCCAUCCUUGGUAAAGGCGAUGUCUUUGGAGAUGUCUUUUGGAAGGAAACCAACCUAGCCCAUGCCUGCGCUAACGUUCGAGCCCUAACCUACUGUGACCUUCAUGUAAUCAGGAGGGAAGCCCUUCUCAAAGUGUUGGAGUUUUACACUGCCUUCGCUAACUCCUUCUCCCGGAACCUCGUCCUCACAUGCAACCUACGCAAGAGGAUUAUUUUCCGUAAAAUCAGUGAUGUGAAAAAGGAAGAAGAGGAGAGGGAGCGAGCGAAGAAUGAGGUGCCGAUCACAAUCCCACAGGACCAUCCGGUCCGCAAGCUUUUCCAGAAGUUCAAGCAGCAGAAGGAGCUUCGCAACCAGACUGCUGGAGCGGCCUCCCACGUGGACCUGGAGAAGAACCAGCUGCAGGUGGAUCAGCAGCAUCACCAGCACCUUCAUCCCCACACCCUGCAGUUGGGUCAUUCCAGUCUGCAGCACUCUCUCCAGCUUAGUCUGCAGCGGCCCCACACCUCCAUGCAGAACGGGGCCCCUCCCAGCACCGGUGUACUGACAGUGUCUCAGGUAACGCCCAUGAGCAGCUCAGGGAUCUACAGUCAACUCAGUGAGCUUCCUCCAAAGCAGAACAAUCAGAACAUUAUGGAGCCACAGCCCAGUUCUGCUGGGGAGGGAGCUGAGCCCCCUGUCAGGCUAAAGGACAACACCAGUCCAGGUCCAGUAAAGCCAGUCCCCAAACCCAGCGGGUGGAUGCGGCUGAAAAACAGCACAACGCCAGUGGAGGCCAGGAAGGAGGGCCUAAACAACAACGUGAAGGCCGUAUCGGUGGAGAUGCUGUCUAGAGACUGUAAGGGUCAGGAACCCAGUGGGGUCCCAGAUAUAGGAGACCGGGGGGUUUCCCGCUCCAAUCCCCUCCGCAAGACCGACUCGUGUGAUAGCGGCAUUACUAAGAGCGAGCUGCGGAUUGACCGGGCGGGUGAAGCACGGACACCGGUUGUGGGUAGCCCUCUCCUCCACAGCCCUCUUCCUGGACCUGCAGGUUCCCCCCUCCCCUUUAGCCCCCUGCCGGAGCAGGCCCUGCAGGCGGUGCUGAACCAGACCCGACUGGAGCUUCGAGAAGAGAUCCAGAGUCUGGGAGACCGUCUGAGCGCCCUCGAGAGUCAGGUCAGCGAAAUCCUGAAAUUGUUGUUGGAGAAGAGGCGUUCGUCCACUGGGACGUCAUCCGCCGCUGCCACACCUAAAACCAAAAUCCUACGUCAAGACAUUUUUACGGUUUCCAGGCCAGUUUCUCCAGACGCGGAGAAGGACGAUGGCCUUUGCACACAGCUGGACUGAUGACGGACACGGUGGAUUAUUAUUUUUUCUGGCUUUAAGCUCCAGCGGAUCAACAACGAAACACCUAACCAGGAUCCAGUUUUGUUUGCACAUCGGCUUAGCAUCACGCUGGGUUACAUUUCACUGAAAGUAAUUUUGA
Messenger RNA from Cyprinodon tularosa, 3389 nucleotides. It is a transcript of the gene kcnh5b, whose product is annotated as potassium voltage-gated channel, subfamily H (eag-related), member 5b. Gene Ontology annotation, molecular function: voltage-gated potassium channel activity. Gene Ontology annotation, cellular component: membrane. The record is from RefSeq and is a predicted model, not a curated record. NCBI's taxonomy places the organism in Eukaryota, Metazoa, Chordata, Actinopteri, Cyprinodontiformes, Cyprinodontidae. Gene Ontology annotation, biological process: regulation of membrane potential; potassium ion transmembrane transport. The transcript is spliced from 13 exons. The coding region runs from base 113 to 3250 and encodes 1045 amino acids.